Messenger RNA from Penicillium chermesinum, 312 nucleotides. RefSeq lists its product as uncharacterized. The coding region runs from base 1 to 312 and encodes 103 amino acids. The record is from RefSeq and is a predicted model, not a curated record. The transcript has a single exon. NCBI's taxonomy places the organism in Eukaryota, Fungi, Ascomycota, Eurotiomycetes, Eurotiales, Aspergillaceae.
AUGUGGAGCAUUGAAGAAAUUCUAGAAGGAUUACCCCUGUCCUACACGGCUCUUGCUUGCCGGCAGGAUAGGUCCACUGGCGCCUCAGGAUGGAUUAGACUGUCAGGUCAGCUCCGACAGGAUCGCGGCCACUCUUCCCGCUCCAGGUUAGGUGGCAUAGCAGAUCCGGCUCUUGAGUUGCAACCAGUUCGAUCUCCGACGCGCGGAUCGAUCCUGACCUUCAUGGCCCCGCGCAUUGGCCUGCUCCCUUCUCCACAUAUUCCUGUCCCCCACUCGGUCCUACCGAGGUUCAAUCCUCUUGUGUAUAAAUAA